CCGCGGGCGAGCCGGAGUUGCGGGCAUUCUUUCCUAGGCGCUCCCGCUCUUUCUGCUUUCUUCCCUCCCCGGGCUCUUCCCAACCGCCUCACCCUGCCCACCUUCCCGGUUGGGACUACACGCUGGGCGCCCAGAUCGUGGGACCGAAAUUCUUGGUGGCAACCGCGAGAGGAGAGAGCCUGGAGGACUGGAGGAAACUGCUCUGAUCUGACUUGGCUUCAGCCGGGAGCUGACGCUGCACCGUAAUAAGCAGGCUUUCCUAAGCUCUCUCACAGGUUCCAAGAAGACUUGGCUGAGAUCCGACACACCUGAGUCUGCUGGAGUGAUGACCGCAUGACCAGGUUGAUAGACUACUGCUUGUGUCUGUGACACAACUCUGGCUGCCCACGCUAAGGCACGAUGCUCCGGCAGGUGAAUGGUCACAGUUCAGGCUCUGAUGCUCAAGGUAGGGCAUCCCUCAAGGGAGAUCUCCAGGAGUUCCUGGGUGGGGAGGCCCCACUCCAUCAGCUGGAUGACCUCACCAAGGUGAAUCCUGUGACACUGGAAACAGUCCUGAGGUGCCUGCAGGCCCGGUACACAGAAGACAUAUUCUAUACCAAUGCUGGCUGCACCCUGGUAGCUCUGAACCCCUUCAAGCCCAUCCCUGAACUCUACGCACCAGAGCUGAUGCUAGAGUACCAUGCUGCGUCUCAGCCUCAGAAAUUGAAACCCCACAUCUUCACAGUGGGUGAGCAGACCUACAGGAACGUCAAGAGCCUGAUUGAGCCAAUCAACCAGUCCAUCGUGGUCAGUGGAGAGAGUGGAGCUGGAAAGACAUGGACAUCCCGCUGCCUGAUGAAGUUCUAUGCUGUGGUGGCCGCCUCACCUUCUUCCUGUGAGAAUCACAAGAUCGCAGAGAGGAUAGAGCAGCGGAUCCUGAACUCCAACCCUGUUAUGGAAGCUUUUGGGAACGCGUGCACACUGAGGAAUAACAACAGCAGUCGCUUUGGGAAGUUCAUCCAGCUCCAACUGAACAGAGCCCAGCAGAUGACGGGAGCUGCGGUCCAGACCUACCUCCUAGAGAAAACGCGUGUGGCUUGUCAGGCUUCCAGUGAGAGGAACUUCCACAUCUUCUACCAGAUUUGCAAAGGAGCCACCCAGGAUGAAAGACUCCAGUGGUACCUCCCUGAGGGAGCUGCCUUCUCCUGGCUACCCAAUCCAGAAAAUAGUUUGGAAGAGGAUUGUUUCGAGUUGACCAGAGAGGCCAUGCUCCAUUUGGGCAUCGACACCCCCACCCAGAACAACAUCUUUAAGGUCCUCGCUGGACUGCUGCACCUUGGCAAUGUCCAUUUUGCUGACUCAGAGGAUGAAGCCCAGCCCUGCCAACUGAUGGAUGGUUCCAAAGCCUCUGUCAGGACAUCAGCCUCACUGCUGCAGCUCUCAGAGAACAUGCUGCUGGAGACUGUGCAGAUUCGAACCAUCAAGGCAGGCAAGCAGCAGCAAGUGUUCCGGAAGCCGUGCUCCCGAGCUGAGUGUGACACCCGAAGAGACUGUCUGGCCAAACUGAUCUAUGCACGGCUGUUCGACUGGCUGGUAUCAGUGAUCAACAGCAGCAUCUGUGCAGACUCCAACUCGUGGACUGCCUUCAUAGGUCUGCUAGAUGUGUAUGGGUUUGAGUCAUUCCCUGACAACAGUCUGGAACAGCUGUGCAUCAACUAUGCCAAUGAGAAGCUACAACAGCACUUUGUGGCUCACUACCUCAAGGCCCAGCAGGAGGAAUAUGCACUUGAGGGCCUGGAGUGGUCGUUCGUCAACUACCAGGACAACCAGACCUGUUUGGAUCUCCUCGAGGGGAGCCCCAUCAGCAUCUGUUCCCUCAUAAAUGAGGAAUGCCGCCUUAAUCGGCCAAGCAGUGCAGCCCAACUCCAGACACGCAUCGAGAGUGCUCUGGCAGGCAAGCCCUGCCUGGGCCCUAAUAAGCUCAGUCGGGAGCCCAGCUUUGUGGUUGUGCAUUUCGCAGGACCUGUGCGGUACCACACAGAAGGUCUAGUGGAGAAGAACAAGGACCCUGUUCCCGCUGAGCUGACUGGGCUCCUGCAGCAAUCCCAAGACCCUCUGCUCAUGAUGCUAUUUCCUGCUAACCCUGAAGACAAGACCCAGGAGGAGCUGUCUGGCCAGAGCAGGGCUCCUGCAUUGACUGUGGUAUCCAAGUUCAAGGCCUCGCUGGAACAGCUCCUGCAGGUCCUACAUAGCACAACACCCCACUACAUUCGCUGUAUCAAGCCCAACAGCCAGAGUCAGCCACAGACCUUCCUUCAGGAAGAGGUGCUGAGCCAGUUGGAGGCCUGUGGCCUUGUGGAGACCAUCCACAUCAGUGCUGCUGGCUUUCCCAUCAGGGUCUCUCACCAGAACUUCGUGGAACGAUAUAAAUUACUGAGACGGCUCCGACUUCGCACAUCCUCUGGUCUCUGGGGCUUGUGUUCUGCCAAAGGGCCCUCUGCCUCUCUGGGCCCUGGUCCAUUUUCUGGAUGUCUCAUCUCUCGUCUCCUGCAUCUGCUUUGGUGUCCUCUGUCUCCAAAGAGGCGCUGGGCUGCUAACUGUCAGAGCCCUCAGCCUCUAUGUGCCAAGGAGGCCACACUGCAGCCUCUACUACAGGACAUUCUCCAUGCUCUGCCAACUUUAAUUCAGACAGCGACCCCUCCCAGUGACCCAGCUGAGACCACACAAGUCCCACUGUACUGUGGCAGGACAAAGAUUUUCAUGACUGACUCCACGCUAGAGCUUCUGGAAUGUGGACGUGCCCAGAUGCUGGAGCAGUGUGCCCGCUGCAUCCAGUGUGGCUGGAGGCGACAUCGUCUCCAAAAGCAGGAGAAACAGAGGCGGGCUGCCGUGCUCAUUCAGGCAGCUAUCCGGUCCUGGUUAACACGGAAACACAUCAGAAGAUUACACAUAGCUGCCACGGUCAUCAAGCGUGCUUGGCGAAAGUGGAGAAUCAGAAUGGCCUAUCUUGCUUCUAAAGAACUGGAUGGUAUGGAGGAUAAACCCAUGCCUCAAGCUCCCAGUUCCCUGAGCUCAUCGCUGUCCCCAGCACACAGUAAACUACUAGAGGCAAUAAUCCACCUCUGGCCCAUGGGACUGGUGCUAGCCAACUCAGCUGUGGGUGCACGUGGCUUUCAGAGGAAACUGGUGGCACAUGCCUGCCUCCGGCUUCCCACGAGCAACCCCAGCAACAACGUCCAGACACCACAACAAGAUCAGGCUGGAAUUACGUCCAUCAGAGCGCUGCCUCAGGGCUCGAUAAAGUUUCACUGCAGGAAGUCUCCACUUCAGUAUGCUGACAUCUGCCCUGAACCUUCAGCCUCCAGUGUUACUGGUUUUAAUCAGAUUCUGCUAGAAAGACACAGGCCAGUCCAAGUGUGACUCUUCUACCCUCACCUGCCUACGUGAUCUUUAGUGCCUUUGUUUCCAGAAGGCCGUUUCCUGCCAGCUGCCUUGCCAAAGACAUCUGAUCAACACACAACUGCCAAGCUAAUCCCACAGCGACUCCAACUGCGUGUGCAAGCAACAGCUUCUGUCUGUGAGCCAGGGCUUCGUGGUCAGAGUACCAGCAAGCUAGGACUAUGGCCUCAGCACUGGCAGGAUCUGGGAGUGCUAGUUACCAAGCCAAGAUAGGACCACAACAUCCCAGCUUACUGUCCCCCUUCAGGCUCAGGUUCGGCAGAUGUGACUGUCUGUCCAGAAUGUCACUACAGCAGGAUAGAUACUGGACCAUCUACAAGCACUUUAAAAUGGCCAAAUCACCCUAAAAUUGGCUCUAAAAUUUUGGCUAGGGAAAAUUUACAUAUAGUUCAUUAAGGAACAAUGCUAUUUAAUAAACUGAUUUAUUUAAUGACACCAAGAA
Messenger RNA from Chionomys nivalis (European snow vole), 3880 nucleotides. RefSeq names its product myosin XIX (gene Myo19). Gene Ontology annotation, biological process: actin filament organization; vesicle transport along actin filament. The transcript has 27 exons. The coding region runs from base 400 to 3399 and encodes 999 amino acids. The record is from RefSeq and is a predicted model, not a curated record. Gene Ontology annotation, molecular function: actin filament binding; ATP binding; microfilament motor activity. Gene Ontology annotation, cellular component: myosin complex; actin cytoskeleton; vesicle. NCBI's taxonomy places the organism in Eukaryota, Metazoa, Chordata, Mammalia, Rodentia, Cricetidae.